Molecule: messenger RNA, 7138 nt
Organism: Bactrocera latifrons
Lineage: Eukaryota; Metazoa; Arthropoda; Insecta; Diptera; Tephritidae
Exons: 12
Coding region: 407-6940 (2177 amino acids)
Cellular component (GO): extracellular region
Molecular function (GO): chitin binding
Source: RefSeq, a predicted model, not a curated record
UUAAAAAGGAAUUACAUAAAAAAUUUAAAAACGUUAAAUAAUUACCCUUUUCGCAAUUUUCGCCAAGAAGAUGCUAAAUUAUUAAAAGGCAUUGUGUCAAUGCAGAUAUUAUUAAUAAGUUGCAAAAAACAAUCGACAUUAUGAUAUCAAUCUUUGAUGCUGCUCGUUGCAAUCUCGAUAAGGUUCGAUAAAGUAAUGUUUGCCAUUGUAUAUACAUAUGUACAUACCAGAAUAUACGCCAUACACGCAUCCUAGUUGUUUGCAAUUACAAACAACUCUAAUUUAAUUAGAUUUAAACAAUAUUUUCCGACCAGUAUAUAAAUGGAAUUUGGCCCUAUAUGAAGCAAUAAAGGUUCGUCUUCUGACAAGGAAGUAUAUUCUGCUGAACUAAAUUUAAUAUAUAAGGAUGUUAAGAGUGAUAACGCUAGCUAUUUUUGUGCUAGCUGCCGAAGGAGAUAAUGUGAAAGAAACGCGAUGUAUCAAAGAGGUGAUAGGUAAAAGGUUAGCUCACCAAACCGAUUGUUCUAAAUUUGUGCAAUGUAUUAAUACAUCAUUCGGACGUGUUCAGAAUUGUCCUAGUGGAUUAGCAUUUAAUGCUCAAGAUGAAAUAUGUGAUUACCCAUCACGCGCUGGUUGCUCGAAAGAAAGGUCUUCCUUUUUAAAAACCACUUGCGAAUGUGACUGCAGUGUGUGUUGUGCAGGAUGUAAUUCAGAUAUCACUCCAACAGCACCUACUAUAAGUCCUUCUACAACCUCAACGCCUUGCAAUACUCCAAUUCAAUUAUCCUCGCAAACUCAUUCAAAUCARAUUACUCUGGAACCAACGUCAAAUCCAAACCCAUCACCGACCCCUACUGAAACGCUAGUACCAACAAUAACAACUUGCGAUAUAUCAAGUCCAACUCAAUCAUCAUCGCAAACUCCAUCGACUACGGAGCCAACAUCAAAUCCUAAUUCAUCACUGACCCCUGUUCAAACGAUAACACCAGCACCAAUAUUUUGCGAUACAACAACUUCAACGCAAUCACCAUCUCAAACUCUAUCGACACCGGAACCAACGUCUAAUCCAAAGCCAUCACCAAACUCUUCUCAAACGAUAACUCCAACGCCAAAAGCUUGUGAUACAUUAAGACCAACUCAAACACCAUCGCAAACUGCAUCGACUGCGGAACCAACGUCAAAUCCAAACCCAUCACCGACCUAUUCUCAAACGAUAACUCCAACCCCAAUAGUUUGCGAUACAUCAAGUCCAACUCAAUCACCAUCGCAAACUCCAUCGACUUUGGAAACAACGUCAAAUCCAAGCCCAUCACCAACAUCAACAACUUGCGUUACAUCAAGUCCAAAUCAAUCACCAUCGCAAACUCUAUUGAAUUCAAUUAGACCUGAACCAACAUCUAAUCCAAACCCAUCACCGACUCCUUCUCAAACGAUAACAUCAAUAGCUUGCGAAACAUCAAGUCCAACUCAAUCACCAUCGCAAACCCCAUCGACUCCGGAACCAACGUCGAAUCCUAAUUCAUCACUAUCUCCAACUGAAACGUUAACACCAACAUCAAUAGCUUGGGAUACAACAAGUCCAACUCCAUUAACUCCGGAACCGACUUCAAAUCCUAACUCAUCACCAUCUCCAACUGAAACCUUCACACCAACACCAACAGCUUGGGAUACAACGACUCCGAAACCAACUUCAACUCCUAAUUCAUCACCAUCUCCAACUGAAACGUUAACACCAACACCAAUAGCUUGGGAUACAGCAAGUCCAACUCUAUCGACUCCGGAACCAACUUCAAAUCCUAAUUCAUCAACAUCUCCAACUGAAACGUUAACACCUACACCAAUAGCUUGGGGUACAACUAGUCCAACUCCAACACCAUCGCAAACUCCAUCGACUCCGGAACCAACCUCAAAUCCUAAUUCACCACUGACCCCUGCUCAAACGAUAACACCAACACCAAUAGAUUGGGAUACAACAACACAAGCUCAGACAACGAUAGCCACAACUGACGGUACCUUCACAAUACCUGGACCCACACAAGACACUCCUGAUUGUGAUCCAUUGUGUUGUAAUGUAAAAGAUGGUUCCAACAGUAUUUUGGAGGGAAAUUGUCAAAAAUUCGUGGUUUGUGUUGGUGGAAAGGAAAAUGUUUUUACUUGCUCCAAUAAUUUGCUGUUUAAUUCCGUAACUGGCGAAUGCGAUUAUCCAGGAAAUGUAAAUUGUCCCUGGCCUCAAGAUCCACCAAGUGGUCCGUCGGCGGGACCAUCUGGAACUCAUUGUGCAACUGGAGGUCGGUGCGUUGGCCAGCAGGACGGCACCUCUUUUGCUAUCAAAACUGAUGCUUGCAGCACAGACUAUAUUGUGUGCCAGUGUGAGUGUGAAGUGCAGCGUAGUUGCCCAUCACUAUUAAUGUUCAACUAUAAUUUGGGGGUCUGUGAUUGGCCAACGAUUACUCUCACCGCUGUGGUUUUAUUGACCACAGCUGCACUUUGUUAUGCAGCUGAUGCAGAGUGUAAGUACCGUAAGUCUCGUAAGUUGGCACUUCACUGGCCGGAUCCUACCGAUUGCACUCGCUACUAUCGUUGUACGAAUAGGAGUGUAAAGAGAGAAGUAGUUUGCGCCGUAGGCAAGGUAUAUAAUUCGAAGACAGGAAAAUGCUCAAAUUACAUCGAGGGUCUUUGCAAAUUGACACUAGCCAUGUCUUUAGAUGCGAAUAUUAACGUAUGUGCUAAUGAAACCUCUGGUGUUUAUCUUGAUCAACCUGGAUACUGUCGUAAUUUCUAUAUUUGCAACCAAAAUGAAGCUUAUCCACAAGUUUGCGAUGUUGGAAGUCGCUUCAAUUCUCCGACUAGAACAUGCAUACCAGACACUAACUCUGAAUGUUGGCAAAAUAAGUGUAUUGGUGAAAAUAAUGGCACCUAUUUGCCCAAUGAAUCUUCUUGUUCUUCAUUUUAUGUAUGUGCUGCGGGCGAGACAAUUGAACAAGAGUGCGGUAGUGGCAGCUAUUUUAAUCGUUCCAAAAGGAUUUGUCUGCCUGAUCCAGAUGGACAGUUUUGCUGGGAGAACUUAUGCGUAGGCAAAAAAGAUGGAGAGUUUGUGCAAGAUGUAAAAGAUUGCUACAGUUAUUACAUCUGUGYUUCCGCAAAGCCAAUCCAGCAAUAUUGUCCAGAAGGCAGUUAUUUCAGUUCGAUUGAAAACAGUUGUUUACCAGGCGAGUGUUCACCAGUUACAACCGAGUGUUCCACUACCGAGACAACAGAAUCAACGACUGAAUGCAUUAGCGAAAGCACUGAAUCCACGCCAUCAACAGAGUGUACUGAAGUUGCAACACCUACUACUGAGACAACAGAAUCAACCACUGAAUCCACGCCAUCAAUAGAUUGUACUGAAGUUACGACACCCGCUACGGAAGCAACUUGCGAUUGCCCUGGUGGUUAUAAGGAAGGUGAAUUGAUACCGUUCCCUAACUACCCCGAGAAUUGUGACAAAUAUUAUGAAUGUUCGAACGGAAAACUUGAGCAGAAGGAAUGCGGCGAAGGAAAUGACUUCAAUAGCACCUUAGGUGUUUGUGAACCCGAUGUUGACCAUAUCUGUUGGCCAGUNGUGACUACUGAAUGUUCCGAAGUUACGACACCGGCUACGGAAGCAACUUGCGAUUGCCCUGGUGGUUAUAAGGAAGGUGAAUUAAUACCGUUCCCWAACUACCCCGAGAAUUGUGAUAAAUAUUAUGUAUGUUCAAACGGAAAACUGGUGGAGAAGGAAUGCGGCGAAGGAAAUCGCUUCAAUAGUACCUUAGGUGUUUGUCAACCUGAUAUCGAAAAUGUAUGUUCACGGAUAGAUUGUGAUGCUCGAAGCUAUAAUGUAAUUGCACGAAGAAAUAGGCGAAGUGUGGACAAAUCUCCGAUUGACACAUUCGAUACUCCAUUGUGUUUGGGUUUAUACGCCAAGGGGGAGAUAAUAGGAGAUUCUUCAAACUGUCGGAAGUAUCAAAUUUGUGUUGAUGGUGAAAUGAUAUCUGAAGAUUGCGGCUUUGGAAAUUAUUUUAACUCAAAUACUUUAACAUGCAACAUUGAUACUCAGCAAGUUUGUAUUGGCAAUAAUGACAAUGCCAAUGAAUACGUUAGUACCAAAAAAAGUGAACAAAUGACUGACAACGCCUCCAACAUUGGGGUAAGAGAUUGCAGCUGCCCUGGUGGUUACAAAGAGGGUGAAUUGCUACCAUUCCCCAACUAUCCGGAAAAUUGCGAUAAAUAUUACAUCUGCACCGACGGUAGGCUUCAAGAACGGGAGUGCGGAGAGGGCAAUUAUUUUGACAGUCAACUCGGUGUAUGUGUACCUGAUGUCAAUAAUAAAUGUUGGCCAGCAGAAACGAAUUGCACUUGUCCCGGUGGAUAUAAAGAAGGUGAAUUGUUACCAUUCCCCAACUAUCCGGAAAAUUGUGAUAAAUAUUACAUCUGCACCGACGGUAGGCUUCAAGAACGGGAGUGCGGAGAGGGCAAUUAUUUUGACAGUCAACUCGGAGUAUGUGUACCUGAUGUCGAUAAUAAAUGUUGGCCAGCAGAAACGAAUUGCACUUGUCCCGGUGGAUAUAAAGAGGGUGAAUUGUUACCAUUCCCUAACUAUCCGGAAAAUUGCGAUAAGUAUUACAUCUGCACCGACGGUAGGCUUCAAGAACGGGAGUGCGGAGAGGGCAAUUAUUUUGACAGUCAACUCGGAGUAUGUGUACCUGAUUUCGAUAAUAAAUGUUGGCCAGCAGAAACGAAUUGCACUUGUCCCGGUGGAUAUAAAGAGGGUGAAUUGUUACCAUUCCCCAACUAUCCGGAAAAUUGCGAUAAGUAUUACAUCUGCACCGACGGUAGGCUUCAAGAACGGGAGUGCGGAGAGGGCAAUUAUUUUGACAGUCAUCUCGGAGUAUGUGUACCUGAUGUCGAUAAUACUUGCUGGCCAAAUGUGUGCUAUGGUCAAAUUGACGGCACCUAUGUACCUGAUUCGAGAAAUUGUACUUCAUUUUAUCUUUGUCAACACGGUAAAGGAGAGAUAUAUAACUGUCCACCUGAGAAGUGGUUUAGCCCAGUUGAUAAAAUUUGUAUGCCAGACUUUAAUGCAACGUGCAUAAAUCCUUGUAAAGAUACAACAGGAAUUACAUUCUUACCCAAUCCCGAUUGUUCUAAGUAUUUUCUUUGUAAUGACUGCAAACCAUAUGUUGAGACAUGUYCCGAAGGUGGAUUUGAUAUAACCUUGAAUAAAUGUCAUGCAGAUGCUGUUUGUGAAGCUACUUUGUGUGUAGGUAAAAGUGAUGGAACAACAUACCCUUUUGUAGGCAACGACACCAAAUUCUAUUUAUGUAUGGGGGGCGUAGCUCAGAUAAGAAAAUGUAAAUGCGGACAAGUUUUCAAUAAAGAUGUGGGAGUUUGCUUGGAAGAGGCUAGCUCACAAUGUAAUCAAACCAAAUGCCAGUCCACUAACCCAGAAGAGAAUGCAUUUGCACCCUUAACAAACACUGAUAACUCCGCAUUCUGUUUAUGUCGAGGUGAUUCAGCGUUCCUACAUCACUGUGCAGAUAAUUACACUUUUCGAGCAGACCUCGGAAUAUGCUAUUCGAAUGCACCUUGUGAUCCGGAGUUAUGUGAUUCCUUCCCAGAGAAUACUCGCUCGCAAAAUCGUAACAAUUCACAUAGUUUCUGUUUAUGUGUCAGUAAGCAACAAGUUAUUGUUGAUUGCCCCAAGAAUCAAACAUACAAUGCAGUCACCCAAACUUGCCAAGUGCUUGAUGAAAGAUGUUCUUCUACAUUUUGCUUUAUGGCUCCGGAGUAUAGUACUUUUCCAGCAUUGAAUAAUGAUACAGAUGGUUUCUGCGAAUGCGUUAGUUCUGGCACUACAUAUAAGUUGUGCGGAAACAAUAAGAAAUACAAUGCGGAAAAAGGAAUAUGCCUUCCAGAAAUUGGGGAUGAUUGCAGUAGUUCACUUUGUUCAGGAAAUGCUGGAUUGAUAUUCGGUGCUGCCAGUGAUCCUCACUCCUUCUGUUACUGUAUCAACGAUGGAUUAGCAAUUAAGCAGACUUGCCCAAAUUCUGAGAUAUUCAAUGAUACUUUGUUAAUAUGUCAGGCGGUGGGUUGUGAUGGCGAAAUUUGUUUAACGAAUCCAUCCGGGCCAUUUCCAGCUUUAAAUGAACCAUAUGCUUUUUGUGUUUGUGGAAAUUCAGAUCCAAGCUCAGUAACGAAGCACGAUUGUGCGAAUGGAACUCGUUUCGAUUCAUACUACCUAUUAUGUAAAGAGGAUCCUUGCGACAAGAGCUUUUGUUCCAAUUCAUGCAAUAAUGGUAUCCCAUAUCCAGCAAAUAAUUACCAAUACGGAUAUUGCAUGUGUAAGAGUGGAAUACCCGAGUUGAUUUCUUGUACUGACGGAAACCUGUUUAAUCCUGUUUCCAGACAAUGUGAAUCCUCAAGCACUGUGGAGUGCGAUGUAGCUCAAUGUGCUAAUACGACAUCAGAAUAUCCUUUUGCCAUUGCAGCUAAAAACGAUACACAUGCAUUUUGUUACUGCUUUUCUUCGACCGAAGUUGAAUUCUUCUUGUGUCCAGAUAAUGCUUUAUUUGACCCGAUUAGCGAGAUUUGUAAUAUAAGUUGUACAAAGAGUGCGAAAUUAUUAGAACUAAAUCAAGGAAUCUCCACCGUGAGCUGCCUGGGUACUUAUGGCGAAGGGGAAUACGUCCCACAUCGUACUAACAAUCAACUGUUCUAUGUAUGCUAUAAUGCAAAGCUUCUAGGGGGUGAUUGUGGUGCAGGAAAUAUCUUUGACCAAGAUAGUUUAACUUGUCAGCCUUUGGACAAAAGGGUUAUGCACCAAAAUAAAAAUAUAAUGCGCACGGGAGAGAUUCCAGAAAAUAAUGUAAGAACUCUGACGAUUUUGAAAAAUUACCUUAAAAAAUUCCCAUACUUCUAAAGUUGUCAAUAAGGCUCGCCUCUUUAAAAACAUGGUUGCUAAACACUACAAUUUAAGCAAAUAUACUUGAAAAUUAAUAAAACACCGUACAGAAAUUCCGCUUGCUUCAUAUUCAUUAGAUCUUUUAACUACACUUACGUAACUGUACGUACGCUCCAGUAUGUAAAUAAAAGUGCUGUUACAUAACGAUAUUUUAAA